AACAGAAUAUUAACAAUUAUAAAGUGUAUUAUUUAUUCUUAGUCAAUCUUAAAGUGUUAUAAUAUGCUUAAGACUUGCGAAUGUAAUGCUCAGAUAACUUAAAUAAACCAGGCUUGAAGACGUAUGCAGUCUGCAUAUGCGACCUUCAGAGACUGCAGCCUUCGGAUUGAGAAACUGCCUGAGUGAAAGAUGGCGACUGCAAGAAGCAAUGAGUUUCAGCUAGUUGUCCCUAAAACAGCUCAAGCAGUCACUAUUGAACUUGGGUCUGGAUUUACUGUACCAUGUCACCUGUCACCUGAAAUAAGUGCUGUGGACAUGGAGAUCAGAUGGUUUAAGGAGACAGACUGUGUGUGUCUCUAUAAGAACAGACAGAUGAUUGAAGGGACGAGUUAUAAGGACAGAGUGAAUCCAUUCACUGAGGUGCUGGAGAAAGGAGAUGUUUCCUUAUCACUGAAAGUCAUCAGAGUCUCAGAUCUGGGAGAUUAUGUCUGUCAAGUCACCAGUGGAGACCAAACAGAGGAGAUAACAGUAAAACUAAAAGAAGAAAUACCAUUCUUUAAGGUGUUGGGUAUGAGGCACAAAUUACAUGUAAAACAGAUUAACAGAACCUGGAACGAAGAGGAGAGAUUAAAUAUGGUAGUCUCUGCUUUAAUGUCAGAGUUAGAAAAAUACACAAUUCCUGAAGAGUUGAAAAGACUUUAUUCAGAGCGAGACAAACUCAUACAAAGGAAAGAAAAUAUUAUCCUAGAAAGCAAACAGAUGCUUCAAAUGAAGGACAUGGCAUUAAAGGAAAAGGACAAAUGUCUGAAAGACAUGGAAGAUAAACUGCUGCAAACAAUCAAAGUACUUGAGAAGACACAGAGUCAGCUUGAGGAGAAAGAGACACAAAUGGACAAUAUGAACAAACUGAUGAUUGAGAAAGAGAGACGGCUGGAAAACACAGUCAAACAGCUGGAAACCAACCAACUUCAUCUAUACACAUUGAGAAAUGAACUACAGCAGACUAAGAUACAACUGGAUGAACAGAAAACUAAAUUUAUUUAUCAGGAGAAAACAAUGCAAGAACACAAACAACAGCAGAAACAAUCUGAGCAAGUAGUAAAAUAUCUUCAUUCUGAAGUAAAGAGACUGAAAAAUGAGUCAACUAUACAUUUAGCUGAGCUAAAUGGAAAAUGCAAACGCCUUAAAGACACAGAGAAACUCCUAACUGAUAAAGACACAAAGAUUAAAGAUCUUGAGAAGAGCAAACAAACAGCUUUAGAGGAAAAGGACAAACUUCUAGACAACUCUAAUGAUAAACUUCUACAAACAACCAGAGAGGUUGAGGAAAAACAACGAGAGAUUGAGGAGAAAAAUAUAUUGAUAAGUGAGAAAGAGAGACUACUGGAGAACACAGAAAAACAGCUGGAAACCAGUAAACAUCAACUGGAGACACUGAGAAAUGAACUACAGGAAAAUAACAGCCGACUACAACUACUGCUGGAGGAGAACAAACUACUGGAGAGCUCAAUGUCAACAGCACCAGUAAGAAGAAGAACGAGUUUUGACAUGGAACUUCCAAACAUGAGUGGAGAAACAGCUUCAGUGUUGGUUUCUGGAUCAGAGCUCAGGUUGGUUCUGCUGGGGUGCGCUGGAUCUGAGAAGAGUGCAUCAGUAAACAUCAUCCUGAACAGAGAGGAGAAGAUCCAGACUGAUACAUCAACAGAGAUCCAGCAGAGUGAGAGCAGACAGGGGGAGGUGAAUGGGAAGCAGGUGACUGUGGUGGAAACUCCUGACUGGUUUUGCUCUGGUCUCUCUCUGGAGGAGGUGAGAGAGGAUGUGAGACUCUGUGUCCGUCUGUCUGCUCCAGGACCUCACGUCUUCCUCCUGGUCAUACCAUUACAACAAUCUACUGGAGUAGAGAGAGCAAUGCUGGAGAAAAUGGAGGAGAUUUUUGGGGAGAGAUGUUGGAGAAACACAAUGAUCCUUUUUACUGUUACUGAAGAAGAACAAAAGAAGAACAUUGAGGAUUUUGUCCAGUCAGGGAAUCAGGAGGUCCAGAGACUUGUAGAGAAAUGUGGGAACAGGUUUCACUGUCUCAACAUUCAUCAGAGUGGAGAUGAUUCACAGAUCUCAGAGCUGCUGGAAAAGAUUGAUAAGAUGAUGGAAGGAAACACAGAGAGAUUUUACAGCAGUGAGAUCUACCUGGAGAUUGAGUCUCAGAUCAGAGUGAUGGAGAAAAAGAUCAUAAGAGACAGAGAGGAGAGAAAAGAGAGGGAGGAGAGAGAAAUUAAGGAACAAUUAAAAGAACAGGUGGAGAACACCAUGAGAAGCAUAGAGGAAAUAAUUGAGCAACAUGAAGGAGAUAUUAAACAACUUAAUGAGCGAACAGUUGAUCUAGAAAGACAGAUAAGAAACAAAAGAGAUAAAGAGGAAAAGAUAGAACUAAAGAGAGAGUUGGAGAAAGAGGUGGAGAGGAGAACAGAGCUGGAGAGAAAUAUUAACAAGCUGAAAGAUCAGAAAGAGAAAGAGAAGGGUGAGCUAGAGGAGAAACACAGACAGGAGAUGGAGAAGAUCAGGCAGAUGUAUGAAGGAGAAAUCAGGGUGAAGACAGAGAGAAACCUCAUGAAGGUCAUCUUACCUGAACUUCAGAGAAACAUUUUAGAUUCAAAGUUAAAGAUGCAGGAGGAGUUAAUGGACGUGAAGAACAAAGAGAUUGAGACACUGAAAAACAAUCUCUUAAAACUCAAGGAGAAUUACUCCUUAAUGUGUGAGUUUCAUGAAUCAGCAGUAAAGAUCCUGAAAGAGACAAAGAUGGCAACUGGAAGCAGUAAUGAGUUUCAGCUUGUUUUCCCUUUAACAUCCCAGAGAACUAGUGCUCAUGUCGUGAUUGGAUUCAAUAUACCAUGUCACCUGUCACCUGAAACCAGUGCUGUUGACAUGGAGAUCAGAUGGUUUAAGGAGACAGACUGUGUGUGCAUCUAUAAGAACAGACAGAUGAUUGAGGGGAGAGGCUAUGAGGGCAGAGUGAGACGAUUCACUGAGGUGCUGGAGAGAGGAGAUGUUUCCUUAUCACUGAAAGGCUUCAAAUGGUCAGAUGUUGGAAAUUAUGUGUGUCAGGUCACCACCGGAGACAGAACUCAAGAGAUCACAGUAGAAGUAAAAGGAUUAGAAAGACCAACACUAAUAUCUGGUCUGGUAGCUGUAAGUGAGCUGUCUUUUGGUGUAUGUAGAUUAUGUCUAGAAAAGAUAAAUAGAACAUGGACUGAAGAGGAGAGAUUGAAAAUGGAGGACUCUGCUCUAAUGGCAGAGUUGACAGAAAAAUCCAAGAAUCCUGAAGAUUUGAAAAGCUUUAUAACUGAAAGAGACACAAAGAUUAAAUGUCUUGAGGAGUGCAAAGAAAGCCUUCUUACAGAAAGAAACAAACUCAUUCAGGAGAAAGACAAUAUUCUCCUAGAGAGCAAACAAAAGAGAGACAAAGAGCUGGAAACCAGUAUACAUCAAGUGGAGACACUGAGAAAUGAGCUUCAGGAGAUGAAGAUGCAACUGGAUGAACAGAAAACAAAAUUCACUCAUCAAGAGAAAACACUACACGAACACAAACAGCAGCAGAAACAAUAUGAUCAAACAAUAAAAAAUCUUGAUUCUCAAAUAGAGAGAGUAAAAAAUGAGUCAUCUACGCAGUUUGCUGAGUUUAAUAAAAAAUGUAAACGUUUAGAAGACACAGAGAAACUUUUAAGUGAAAGAGACGCACAGAUUAAAGAUCUUGAAAAGAGCAAAGAAACGGCUUUAGAGGAAAAGAACAAACUUCUGAACAUCUCUAAUGAUAAACUAAUACAAACAACCAGAGAGAUUAAAGAGAAAACUAAACUGAUGAGUGAGAAAGAGAGACUGCUGGAGAACACAGUCAAAGAUCUGGAAACCAGCAAACAUCAACUGGAGACACUGAGAAAUGAACUAAAGGACAAGAACAGACAAAUACAACUACUGCUGGAGAAAAACAAACAACUGAAGAGUUCUGCUGGAAUAGAAACAUCAGUCUCAACAGCACUAGUAAGAAGAAGAAACAGCAUAGAUUUUAUUCCUCCAACAAUAAGUGGAGAAACAGCUUCAGCAUUGGUUUCUGGAUCAGAGCUCAGGUUGGUUCUGCUGGGGAGUGCUGGAUCUGAGAAGAGUGCAUCAGUAAACAUCAUCCUGAACAGAGAGGAGAAGAUCCAGACUGAUACAUCAACAGAGAUCCAGCAGAGUGAGAGCAGACAGGGGGAGGUGAAUGGGAAGCAGGUGACUGUGGUGGAAACUCCUGACUGGUUUUGCUCUGGUCUCUCUCUGGAGGAGGUGAGAGAGGAUGUGAGACUCUGUGUCCGUCUGUCUGCUCCAGGACCUCACGCCGUCCUCCUGAUCAUACCAGUACAACAAUCUACUGGAGUAGAGAGAGCAAUGCUGGAGAAAAUGGAGGAGAUUUUUGCGGAGAGAUGUUGGAGGAACACUAUGAUCCUUUUCACUGUUACUGAUGAAGAACAAAAGAAGAUCAUUGAGGAUUUUGUCCAGUCAGGGAAUCAGGAGGUCCAGAGACUUGUAGAGAAAUGUGGGAACAGGUUUCACUGUCUCAACAUUCAUCAGAGAGGAGAUGAUUCACAGAUCUCAGAGCUGCUGGAGAAGAUUGAGAAGAUGGUGGAAGGAAACACAGAGAGAUUUUACAGCAGUGAGAUCUACCUGGAGAUUGAGUCUCAGAUCAGAGCGAUGGAGAGAAAGAUCACGAGAGACACAUGGGAGAGAAAAGAGAGAGAUGAGAGAGAAAUUAAUGAAAAAAUAGAAAAGGAGGUGCAGAGGUCCCUGAGAAAGAUAGAGGGAGCGAUUGAGGAACAUGAAGGAGAUAUCAAACAACUUAAUGAGAGAACAGGUGAACUAGAAAGACAGAUGAGAGAAGAAAAAGAUGAUGAGAAAAAGAAAGAACUAAAGAGAGAGUUGGAGAAAGAGGUGGAGAAGAGAACCAAACUGGAGUUAAAAAUUAAGAUACUUAAAGAUCAAAAAGAGAGAGAGAAAAGUGAGAUGGAGGAGAAACACAGACAGGAGAUGGAGGAGAUCAGACAGAUGUAUGAAGGAGAGAUGAGGGUGGAGACAGAGAGAAACCUCAUGAAGAUCAUCCUACCUGAAUUCAGGAGAAACAUUUUGGAAUCAAAGUCAAAGAUGCAGGAGGAGUUUAACAGACAGAUGGAGGAGAAGAACAGAGAGAUAGAGACACUAAAAAAUCAAUUCUCAGAACUCGAGGAGAAUUAUUCAAUAGUAUGGGACCUUUAUGAGUCAGCAAUGAAGCAAAAUCUUCAAGAAUAAGACAAAUAUUAACAAUUAAAUAUUAGUAAACAAAUACAGCAUGAGUGUGUGUCACGUAACACAACUCAUCUAAAGUAUUUUCACAUUUUAGUGAGUUGAAAAUCUCUGAAAUUCUCAAGACAAAGAGGUGAUAAUGUACAAGAAAGUGUUAAUGGGUUAAUGUGGAGGCAGACAUGCACUGAUUUAUUCUUCUGUGUGAAUGUCUACCACAAUCUCAUAGAUAUAUGUUCAUAUUUUUAUAAGGGUGUCUACUUUGUAUGAAUUUACAAUCUUAUUUGUACAUUUUAGUACAGUAUGUUUUUAUUCCUGUGGCAUUUCAGCUUGGUUUCAAGACAUCUUUUGUCCUGGGAAUUAUUUUGAAUUCUGAAAUCAGCAGUAUGUGUGUAUUGUGAUCAGAUACUGUAAUGUGUCAUGUGCCAAAUAAGACAUUUUUCUUGGUAAAUGAAGCUUCCAGUACAGAAAAACACCAGAAACAAUUGGCUGGUGUAGAAUAAAUAUGUUCUGUUACUAUAUGCAUAACAUUUUUUAACAGACUGUGGAGGGAAUGUUGGGGUGUGAAAUAACAUGGAAUUAAGUAAGGAAUAACUGGCGAUGGGCCAUUGAAUAAUUUAAAAAUGAUGCACCCAAGGUGGUAAUGCGCUGCAGGUGUGCAUUAUUUUUUUAAUAAUCCAAAGGACCGGAGUCAAUUAUUCCACUUAUACCACGGUUACCACAAACAUCGUUCUGGUGACAUUUUUAAGACAUUUGACAGGUUAGGUGUGCGGUUUACAAAAAAUAAUCAACACCCAUAAACAGCCAAUCACUCACUAUUGGAUAUUAAACAUUAUAUGCAAAUAAACUGUAUUUGAAAACAGAUUAGUGCUUCUUAAUUGGUAGAGCAUUGUGCUAGUAGUGCAAAUGUAAUUGGUUGACCAACACACAUACCCAUUAUACUUACAGGUAAUUAUAAAAAAAUAAAAAACCUAAAAAUCUUUAAAAUGAAAAGACUAUAGUUCAAAGGUUUUCAUCGUUAUACCUCAUGGCCUAGUCAGCUCAUAUAGCUUGAUAAAUUCUAAAAAUAUGAAUAGAAAAUAUGAAAACAUUUACAUAGUAAAUAUACACUGGACAAGCCACUUUGAAAUGUUGAUGUUUUUAUGAAUGCAAAAGUGAAGUGACUCUCCCCAUAGACAAAAAAAGUUGGAUGACCCUCCCCUCAACAAAGGAAAUAACACCGUAUAACAAAUAAAAUUAUUUAGAAAAAACAAAGAAAAUAAAUAAAUAUCAAUUUAAAAUCAUAA
Molecule: messenger RNA, 6587 nt
Organism: Paramisgurnus dabryanus
Lineage: Eukaryota; Metazoa; Chordata; Actinopteri; Cypriniformes; Cobitidae
Source: RefSeq, a predicted model, not a curated record